AUGCAGACUCAUGCAGUUGUGUCGAGUCAGAUGGAUCCAGUCAAAGUUAUCACGAGAUUGGGAGUCGAAGAUCGAGAGUUCGUAGCAACUGAAGAAGGUUAGCAUAAGAUACAUAAUGUACUUAUAAUGUAAAUAUUUACCCAUAUUUACCAUACCUUAACAUGGCUAGUACCUUAGUAUAUAUGCAUGAACUUGUGGUUGCAGCUCGAUAACUGGACUCUUUUAAUUUCCAUCUACAAAACCCUCCAACUAUAAUGUACUUAAUAAUAUUAAUAUACAUAAAACUAGACUAACUGUAUAAAUAAAGUUAGCUAAGAGUUUGGUUCAAUAUACUCUAUGGCGUUGCUACUGAUAUCUUGUUUUUAGAUCCCAGAUAUGUGUACCCAUUACUGGAUAAAUUCGCUGUGCAGUUGAUAUCACCGUUCAGCUGGGAGAUCAUUCCAAACACGAGGUAAAAUAGCCAAAUAAUCUAACGUGGUUUGUGUAUUAAUCUAAGUGUUGGUAAUCAUUCUCAAGUACUGUAGUUAAGAAACAAACUUUAGCAGUAUAUACUGUAGAAUACCGUGGACUGGACAGAAUACACUGGACCCACCGUUGAGGACCCACCCAGCGUGGAAUGCGAUCUUAUACCGGCUAUAAAUGUCUUUCUUUAUACUUGAUCAUUCAGAUUUGAACUGGAGGAUUACGAGCGAGUGACGACAAUGAAAAAUAUCACACUGAAGAGUGAAGAAACAGUCUCAGGGAUGAAAGGAUUUAUUGUUGUUGGUACGACAUAUGUUUAUGGCGAAGAUCUUCCCUGUAAAGGACGAGUAAGUUACACCAGGAGUUGCACAUCUUCACACCUGCACAGUCAGAUAUUUGAGGACUAUAUUUUUGUUGAUAUUUAUUGAGUUACACCUCUUAGCUACACCGUCAGAUGUUUGAUGACUAUAUUUUUCUUCAUAUUUAUUUCUUGAAAGGUUUUAUGCACUCUUGUAUACGAUUGAAAGUUCACUUGCUCGCGUGUACGGUGGAGACGAAACGUAUUUUGUAUUUGUUUUAUUUGAAAUUUCGUUGUAGAUUUUGAUAUUUGAUAUUAUUGAAGUCGUCCCAGAACCUGGACAACCGUUGACAAAAAACAAGUUCAAGGUAAUCAAUAGGUUCAUUAUAAUGUAAAGCCAGGAGAACGAGAAUUGAUGACAGACUGAGAGUUGCAACUCUUUCUCUCUCGCGUUUGACCGUCUUAGAGUUUUUGUUCGUUUUUCUGGUAAUAUCUAGCCAACUCUCAUCUACCAUACAACUCUUGUUCUCGUUUGAUCGGGACAUGAGAUUUGAUGAAACAUAUACAAACUCUCACCUGCCAAAUUUCAUUCACGUUUGACCGUAGCAAUUUUUCAUAUAUACACACAGUGCAAUGCAGUUUUCAAACCCCAUUCUGACACAUGACAGAGCUUUUGAAUUAUCUUUUUAGGCGUUGUAUCGGAAAGAACAAAAAGGGCCAGUAACAGCAAUUUGUGAAGUUGCAGGAUUUUUGUUGACCGCAAUCGGCCAAAAGGUAAAAAUUUUUGCCUCUUUUUACAAAAUAUCAAAUAUAUAUUAUAUAUUAUACGUGGCUGCAUUGGAUUCUACAUUUUCAAUUUUUUCGUUUUUUUCUUUAGAUUUACAUUUGGGAUUUUAAGAACUGUAAUGACCUGAUUGGAGUAGCAUUUAUCGACACCCAACUUUACAUCCAUACCGCAAUAACUGUGAAAAACCUGAUUCUUAUUGCUGAUAUCUCCAAGAGUGUCACGCUGCUACGUUUUCAGGUAAAAUGUCUGUGUUCGACUUGUUGAAAGUCUCAUGACUUUUCUGACUGUCAACUGAAUUGGAUUUACAGCAAGCAGCGCAUUGCACCUCGAUAAACAGAGUUUAUGUUAUUUUUGCAGGAGGAAACAAAAACGCUUGCCUUUGUGUCAAGGGUACGUAUGUACAGUAUAUUUUAGUUCAUCUGACACCUACGAUCUUGGACAAAACCCUUGAGACAGUUCCAGCCACCGUUCAAUGUUGUAAACACCCCCUCCCGUUCAAUGUUGUAAACAACGCCGAAACAACCUUUAGUAAUUUACCAUGACAUUGAGUUGGGGGAGCGGGGGCUUAAGAAGGGCAACAUGAUUCACCAUGGAGUUUGUCAUGAGGGGUAUGCGAAUUUUGAAUAGGGGGAGAAAUAGUCUCAACCAGUUAUGUCCAAGAUUGUAGAGAAUGUCUUGGAACUAUCACACAAUGCAAAGGAAUAAAAUAGUAUGUACAUGAAGUACUUUAUCAUGUGGUAUUUUUAUUGAAGGAUCCAAAUCCGUUAGAAGUGUACGGAACAGAAUUCUUUGUGGAUGGAUCACAGCUAGGAUUUCUGGGUAAGACGCACUCUAUCAGUUUCAUGACACUUUUAUUUAUUUAUUUAUUUAUUUACUUAAGACAUUUGCAACAAAGACGAGUUGACAGGAGACAAGCAAUAGGACACAUGGUCCCAGGUCCCUUACAAGGCUUGACUCCAACUCCUUUCAUUUGCUGUUUGUUACUGUCUGUUAUUUUAUACUUGUUCUUAUCUCAGUUUCAGAUAAUGAUAUGAACUUGGUUGUGUACCGUUACAAGCCUGAAGGUAAGCUCAGAGCGUGAAACGUAUUGGUGUGUUUAGCGUUCCGGGACCAGCAGAUGGUGGUCAACCUGAGGGUGAGGUUGUACCAGCCCUGGAAAACAUAGGAAUGAUACUCACGCCUGUAUUCUAAAAGCUCACUCACGCUCAAAGAGUGGAGGUUCAAUCUGAGCUUCUCUUGGAGGGUUAGUGUCAUACCUUACUAUGUGACUACUCACCCUCCAGCUAUUCAAAAACAGCAUACACACUCAAGGGAAACUCAGAUUGAACCUCCACUCUUUGAGUGUGAGUGAGCUUUUAGAAUACAGGCGCAAGGCUUUCAUUAAAAAUUUCAAUUUGCUCUAACUUUAUUUGGUUUAGAAAGCUUGAAAAAAUCACUAUCCAGUGGAUAACGCUCCCCAGCUUUCGUACAACUGACCGCCAGAAAUAAUAACAAUACAGUCGAAGCAAGCAAACUAAACUGCUACAAAAUGAACCGGAUAGUCUGAUGUGUUUUUUACAUUAAACUCUUCUUCUUAAUAUUUUGUUUUCUUUUUCGAAACAGAUCCAGCAAGCAUAGGUGGUCAAAAACUUUUGCACACCGCUGACAUUAACAUCAGCAGCUGUGUGACGUCAUUUUUCAGAUGUCGCGUCAGAUCAGAAAAGACUGGUACGGACAAACCAAAGGACUUAAGACAGGCAUCGUGGUUUGGUAAGGAAAUCUCGAGAAUAAGUUGUAUAUUUUGCCCAUGUUACGUGUUCUGGUUUAGAAACUGAACUAACUUUUAAUAUACUGGAUAGCUCUAUCAGUUCUAAACUCUUCUCACAACAGUUGAGAGUCACACCUAGAGUCAAACUCUUAGUUUGAUAGUUUAUUUGACACUAAACUUACAGCUCCAGAAUAUAUCUAAUUCCACUGCUGAAAUAUGUUAGAUUUACAAAGAUAUUAAGAAAGAUAAACUAACUUUUACAAGUAUUUUGCUUAUGAAAAUGAAUAAGAUUAGAUUGAAAAUACACAUUCACAUACACAUAUGCGCAGAGUCGCAGGCUUAUAAUUUGUUACUAAAACACUCACUGGUGCUAUAAUUUAAAUUAGGUUAAAAAACCAGCAUAUUCGUGGUAAAAACAGUUUCUAAGUUAUUCAGAAAACUUAUUAGAGUUAUAAGUGAUAAAACUGUUCAUAAAUCUGUUCGUUUUAUGAAGUGGCACGUUAAAUUUCCUAGUUUUACGCAAAAAGUGGCUAUUGUCUUUAUUUAAUGGCGAUAACAAAUCUUCUCCCUUCGUCACAUGACACUGAAGCCUUAAGGCCCGCAAUUUUCGCUGCGAUUUCUAAUGAGAACAAGAGUUGCAUGAGACUGGAAAUUUCUGCGCAAGUAGCGUAAAUUAUCCUCAUUUGGCUGGAGCUUAAGGCGAAAUUAGAAUAAUUUCAUAGAUUUGGACAACUGUUUAAUAUAUUUAUAUGGUUACAUUAUAUAGGAACGCUUGAAGGUGGUGUAGGUCUAGUUCUGCCUGUGCCUGAGAAAACAUUCCGACGUCUACAUAUGGUUCAAAAUAUGUUAAUACAUUGUAUUCCACACUACGCUGGCCUCAAUCCUAAAGCAUUCAGGUAGUGCAUCAUCGUUAUUUAUAAAGUUGAAUUGACUGUUUUUCCUCAAAUAAUUUUCCGACCAUCUUCUCCCUACAGACUUCUUCGUUGGAAACAUCGUCCACUUGACAACCCACAGCAUCACAUACUGGAUUUUGAAUUGCUGAGUAAAUUCGUUCACCUUGGCGCUGUGGAACGGCUAGAGGUAACCCGCAAAGUUGGCGUCUCACCCGCACAGGUAUGAAUACAAUUUGCCUGCUUUCAGGGCGUGUGAGCAUAUGUGUAUGAAGAUGUGCGAGUCACACUGAAUAACAUUGAUUAAAACCUGACCCUAAAACAACCCUGAAUCCUGAAACAAUCCUGAACCCUAAACAUGGCUGAAGUGUUUAAAAAGGGUUCAGCGUUGUUUUAGGGUCAAGCUGUAGUCAAUGUUCUUUUCCCUUUCACUUGCAUAUUUAAUGUGUUGAGGACAUGAAAUUAUAGUAGAAUCUUCAUUCCCUGCAUGGUUUACGCUAUCCAGUUUAUACUUCGCGAUCAGUGAGUGAAAUAUGGUCUGUAUUUCUGACAUAGAUUUUGGAUGAUCUGAUGGAGAUUGAAACGGCGACGUCACAUUUUUAGUUGUGUAUAAGGUACUCAAGUUAGCAAACGUAAAUUGUCCUUCCCAGCUCACAUGUAAAUAGACACGGGGUGACCAUGUAUAUACUGGGCACUUGAAAGUGACGUCACAACACGUAUUUGUUGACUUCCUAAAUUUUGGGUGGCAAGUUAACAAUUGUGAAUUAAAAGCAAACUUAGCGUCAAAGCAAGCAAGACUCAACUGACUUGAGCACUUUGAAGAGUUUCAGUUGAAUUAAAAGAUUUUUGCCACCCAAAAUGGUGGAUAAUUUUUUUAUGAUACGUGAUACCAUAAGCACGCCUGAAGUCCCUUCUUAUUGGAGGUCCCUACAGGAACUCUUCUACUUAUUCUAUUUUAUUGCUACAUCACCUUCAUGUGGUGCAGAUAGGCGGUAUGGAACCAUUGAGCUCUAUAUAUACUGGAGCGAGAACUCGAGUCCAAAAAGUGAAGUCAGCUUUGUGUCAACCGCGCAGACAAAAACAAUAGAAAGGGACUGGAACUGACGUCCAAUAACCCUUCAAUUUCCGCCAUCUUGCCAAAGAGUGUGUUGAAAUUUCGUUCUUUGAUAUCGAUUUAAAGAAUAACACUAUUGUUUUAUGCACUGAUAACUUGGUUAGCGAUACGGUCCGUUAGAAAAAAACUGCAAUUAGCUGAGGAAAAAUGGUAUAAAAACUGUUCACGAUCUUCAUAGCUAUAGGACGUCAAUGGCCGCCAUCUUGACUUCACUUUUCUCAUAGACCGAAUGACUGAAGUUCUUACUCCAGAUAUAUAUAGAGAGAUCCCUGUAUGGAACUCGUACCCGAGUAAUCUCUGAACACAUGCACACGCUAUCAAAAACACUCCAUCAAAUACGGUAAACUGUAAGAACGUGAGGCAGGAAUAACAAUAAUUUACACCGUAGAAGAAACAGUGUUUUAUUAUAACACAUUGUCAUAAAAUCUUCCCUAUUAUACAUUGCAAAAUUUACCAAUCCAUUGUGCAAUAAGCUGACGUGGUUUGCAUUUGAACUACCUUUGCGCGAACGCCGUUCGUCAGGCUGGUAGUGGCUACAAUAAAUAUCCUGACACUCAAGUUAGCGCAAAAGGUUGAAGUGUUUAUAUCGUUCAGGCAGACCAGACACAAACCGCGGCAGCUCAAAGUUUAUAUACUCCAGUUUGUGUGACAUUAAAUUUGUCCGAUGCUAAAGUACAGUACAAGCUCUUAAAAGAAAACCUGUCACGUUUUAGGGGGAGUUACUAUUUUUAGACUUUUGUAAUUUCAUAUUCUUUUGUAUUUUAAACUUAACCCGGAAUCCUAAACCUAACCCUUACUCUAAUCUUAAUCCUAACCCUUUCCCUAAUCCAAACCCUAAUCCUAAAAGUCUAAAAAUAGUAACUCCCCCUAAAACGUGACUCAUAUGAGUUGUGGGCACUUAAGGGGUACAAUCAGAUAGCCAACUUAACUAGAGGGACAGUAACCAUUUAUCCAUCAUCAUUCUUCGACAUCCGUAAUUGUUCACUGUAUCCAUUUCUACCGACGCAAGAGUACCACCGAUAUUGCAGCUGUUCCAACAAGUAGCGAGAACAACAAAGGUAACUGCCACGUACGCACUGCGUGCCUAUUUUUUCUACUCCUUUGCCAUUCCAAAGGAAGACUUACGGCUCCGGUGACAACUUUCAUUAAAACUUUUGCGCCUUCGUUGACAUUCUCAUUGUCUAAUAAGGUCGGAAUUUCAUUUCCGCACCAAGCUAUGUAAAGAUCUGGACGAAUCAACACAAAGUCCUAAAUAAAUGUAGUAGGGAGUUAAGGCCAUGUUACACGGUGCAAUUUUUCUUGCAACUUGCAAUGUAAUUACAUUGAGAGAUGUAAAAUUGCCAAAUACGAGUCUUCAUUACAC
Molecule: messenger RNA, 6661 nt
Organism: Paramuricea clavata
Lineage: Eukaryota; Metazoa; Cnidaria; Anthozoa; Malacalcyonacea; Plexauridae
Source: the annotation of a GenBank genome assembly